CCUCCUUCCUCACUCUCACCACUCAAACUCGUCUUCAGUAGCAUAAACAUUAACUCAGUUAGUUAACUUAACUACUGUUAGUUAAGUUAACUGAAGCCCAAUGCCCGACCACCCCACACCGCCAACAAUGAACGACCAGCUCUCCAAGCAAACAUCAAUCUUCGGUCUCCGCCUCUGGGUGGUCGGCGGUGUCUGCGUCGGCGCCGCCAUUGUCCUCAUCCUCGUCCUCAUCUCCCUCUGGCUCGCCUCCAAGCUCUCCACCACCAAUAAGAGAAACCGCCACACCAUUCCCGACGUCUCCAAAGAAAUCCAAGAAAUCAAGAUAGAGCCCACCCAUUCGUCUUCUUCUCCCAAGCCCGUUGGGCUUCCCUGCCAGCCCGACCCCACUCCUGAGCCGGACCCUCACCCGCCGCCACCAGAAGCAGAAGAAAGCAACAACAGCAACAGCAACGCGGCUUUGGGGUUUAAGAGAAUUCAGUUUGAGAUUGGGAAGAACCAUAGAAUAUCGUACCCGGAACGGGCUUUCGUGAGGUCAUCUUCGCAAUCGAAUCACGAAAGCGGGGAGGCAUUGGAGCAUAAUCAGCAGGCUCCUACGGUGAUCCCUGAGGUGUCGCAUUUGGGUUGGGGACACUGGUACACCCUUAGGGAGCUUGAAGUUUCCACCAAUAGCUUUGCCAACGACAACGUUAUCGGCGAAGGAGGCUACGGGAUUGUUUACCACGGCAUCUUCAACGACAAUUCUGGUGUGUUGAAUGUGUACUACAACUUCAAUUUGAAUCGGAACCUUAGAGGUCAAGCUGAGAAAGAGUUCAAGGUUGAGGUGGAAGCUAUAGGGCGAGUUCGGCAUAAGAAUCUGGUGAGGUUGCUCGGGUAUUGUGCUGAAGGUGCUCAUAGAAUGCUUGUAUAUGAGUACGUUGAUAACGGAAACUUGGAGCAAUGGCUGCAUGGCGAUGUUGCAGUUGGACCUUGUAGUCCUCUCACUUGGGAAAUUAGAAUGAACAUAAUUCUUGGAACUGCAAAAGGGUUAGCUUAUCUUCAUGAGGGGUUGGAACCCAAAGUUGUUCAUCGCGACAUUAAAUCGAGCAAUAUUUUGAUUGACAAGCAAUGGAAUUCAAAGGUGUCUGACUUUGGACUUGCUAAACUCCUUGACUCUGAUAGCAACUACAUUACAACUCGUGUAAUGGGUACAUUCGGAUACGUAGCUCCUGAAUAUGCAAGUACCGGCAUGUUGAAUGAACGAAGUGAUGUGUAUAGUUUCGGAAUCCUUAUAAUGGAAGUAAUUACAGGCAGGAAUCCUGUUGAUUAUAGACGGCCAUCGGAGCAGGUGAAUUUAGUUGACUGGCUAAAGAAGAUGGUUGGUAAUAGAAAUGCAGAGGGAGUGUUGGAUCCCAAACUCCCUGAGAAACCGAAUUCAAGGGCCCUAAAGAGAGUACUUAUUGUAGCAUUGCGCUGCACAGACUCAAAUGCACAAAAGCGGCCUAAAAUGGGACAUAUUGUACACAUGCUUGAAGCUGAAGAAUCCCCUUACAAAGAGGAUCGUAGAGCUAGAAGGGAAUCGGGAUACACGCCCAAGAAUAAAGUAAACGACAAUCCAAAAGAGGAGGCAACUGUUUCCAGCGAUGAUUGUAGAACUGAAAGUGGGAUGCAGGACAAUGAGACAAGAUGAAGCUACCAAGAAGCGAAGCUGAGUAUAGAAUUUACCAAAAAGAUUACGGUAACCAUCCCUCCCUAGUCCCUUUACAAUCUGUUGUACAAAGAUGCUGAAAUCAAUUUAUAUCCAUGAGACUUUUACGUAUAUUGCUCUACUUUGUUUGUGGCUUCUUCCACUCAUCCUAUACCCACAAUAACCUUAACACAAGAUUUGCUUUGCUUACUUUGUCCCAUGUGUUUUUGCAGAUGUGCUUUUAAUUUAAUGUCAAUCAUGUAAAUGUACUUCAUUCAUUGAAUAAAAAAUGUUGUAAUGCUUCUCAUGCUUGAUCUGAUUAUGUGAUUGAAAGUUUGUACUUUGUAACAUAUUGUAGCACCCAGCAGGUCAUGUUGAGAUAGAAAUACUCAAUUGAGAUGUGUAAUUAAGUGUAAGAUUUAUGAGAGAAAUUAUAAAUGUACAUAUUAGGGUGAGUCCACACCCCUUAGCUGAUUGAACGAUGUAAAGUACUUUCAGUUUUGUUUUCCUUUAAAAUUGAAUAAGCAGUUUUAAUGGUGAAUAAUUGAUAUAUUGCCUUGAGUGAAAAGAUGUAAAAGUGAUACCCUCAUGUAACAACCAAUGGUACAUAAAGGAAAAACAUUUGUGAAUGAAA
Molecule: messenger RNA, 2297 nt
Organism: Arachis ipaensis
Lineage: Eukaryota; Viridiplantae; Streptophyta; Magnoliopsida; Fabales; Fabaceae
Source: RefSeq, a predicted model, not a curated record